AUGGGUUUCCUAAGUCCUAAGCAGCCAUACUUUGGCUUGAGGGGAGGAUGGUUGACCUUCUGGAUCUCCGUUGCUUGCGCAACGGACAUGACGCUGUUUGGCUACGAUCAGGGUGUCUUUGGCGGCGUCGUCGUUACCCAGGACUUUCUCCAGGUGCAUAACCUCGCCGGUCCCUCGAAGACAUCGCUUCUGGGCACCGUCACUGCAAUAUAUGAUGUUGGCUGUUUCUUCGGCGCCAUCACCGCUGUCUGGCUGGGUGAAAAGCUGGGCCGACGGAGGUCAGUCCUGGUGGGGACCACCAUCAUGAGCGUCGGCGCUAUUUUGCAGAUUUGCUCCUAUAGCACUGCCCAAAUGAUCGUUGGGCGCAUCAUCGCCGGCAUUGGCAAUGGAAUCAACACGGCUACGGCACCGGUCUGGCAGACGGAAACCUCAGCCAUCAAGUGGCGAGGCAAGCUGGUCGUCAUCGAGCUCAUCCUGAAUAUCGCCGGUUUCUCGUUGUCGAACUGGGUCACCUUUGGCUUUUCUUUUGUCGGGGGUCCUGUUUCCUGGCGAUUGCCUCUUGCAUUCCAAUUCCUCUUCAUCGUGAUCCUCUAUUGUACCGUUCCAUGGCUACCGGAAUCGCCAAGAUGGCUCAUCGCCCACGACUACGAAGACGAGGCAUUCAAAAUCUUGGCCGACCUCGAGAAUAAAUCGGAAGACGAUCCCUUCAUCCUGGCGCAGCACAAGGAAAUCGUCUACACCGUCCAGUAUGAGCGCGAGAACGCCGUGAGAUGGGUCGACCUCCUCCGCGGCCGAACUGGCAACCAAGCCGGCACCAAGACUAUUCGACGCCUCAUACUUGGUGCUGGGACGCAGGCUUUUCAGCAAUUAUCGGGAAUUAAUGUUACCUCAUACUAUCUGCCCACGGUGCUGAUCAAGUCUGUCGGACUGACCGAGAAAAUGGCGAGGUUGCUGGCGGCCUGCAACAGUGUCUCGUAUCUUCUAUUUUCGCUGAUCGGGAUCCCAAAUGUCGAACGAUGGGGCCGAAGGAACAUGAUGAUCUUUGCAGCAGCCGGCCAAUCGUUCUGCUACCUUAUUAUCACCGUUCUGAUUCGGUAUAAUGAGAAGCCCGGGUUUGCUCACGCGCACGAAGUGGCGUCGGCUUCGGUGGCAUUCUUUUUCCUUUACUACGUGUUCUUCGGGAUUGGGAUGCAAGGCGUGCCUUGGCUGUAUCCGACAGAAAUCAACUCGCUGCCGAUGCGGACCAAGGGCGCCGCGCUCGGAACUGCCACGAACUGGAUCUUCAAUUUCAUGGUGGUGGAAAUUACGCCAAUUGGCAUCCAAAACCUGCAGUGGAAGUUCUACAUUAUUUGGACCAUUCUCAACGCGUCGUUUGUUCCACUGAUGUACUUGUUCUUUCCCGAGACGGCCGACCGGUCUCUAGAAGACAUAGAUGACUACUACCGGACCAAUCCGCCGCUGCUGGUGUUUAGAGACAAAGACGUCAUCUCGAGCAAGCGACCUGACAAAUACAAGAUCAAGGAACAGGAGGAAAUCAGAAGAGCCUCGUCAGCAGAUCCCUCAGCCUUCCGACGAGGAAGCCGUCUCAGUUACAGACAGGCUCAACUGGCUGCCGCGAGAGAAGCCCAGCGCGAAGAAGAAUAUGAGGGCAAGACUGAGCACGGAGAUUACGAGCAGGAGAAGGUCUAUCACAAAGAGGAUGUGUGA
Fonsecaea erecta is the source of this 1707-nucleotide messenger RNA. RefSeq lists its product as hypothetical. The transcript is spliced from 5 exons. Gene Ontology annotation, molecular function: carbohydrate:proton symporter activity. The record is from RefSeq and is a predicted model, not a curated record. Bases 1 to 1707 code for a protein of 568 amino acids. Lineage: Eukaryota; Fungi; Ascomycota; Eurotiomycetes; Chaetothyriales; Herpotrichiellaceae. Gene Ontology annotation, cellular component: membrane. Gene Ontology annotation, biological process: transmembrane transport; carbohydrate transport.